AACACCGUGGGCGCGGAGUACGACGCGUGGACGGAGGAAGAAAUUUUAGAGUAUUAUUGGGGCGAACACAUUCAUUUGGGAUAUUACAAGGACGAAGACUUGAAACGAGGCGCGGGGACGCUUUUUGGACAUCGCGUGAAGGAUUUCAUCGAAGCGAAAGAGGACUUUGUUGAUGAAAUGUACGCGUGGAGCAAGGCGGAGGCGAACAACGGCGGCGCCAAGCCGCGGAAGAUUUUAGACGUCGGUUGCGGCAUCGGCGGCGCGACGCGUCGCUUGGCGUCAAAGUGCGCGGGGGCGACCGCAGAAGUCACUGGAAUCACGCUUUCGACGAAGCAAGCCGCUCGAGCGACGGCGUUGGCGGCGGCGCAAAACAUCCCAAACGCCAAGUUUGAAGUCAUGGAUGCCUUGGCGAUGGAGUUCGACGACGACACGUUUGACAUGGUGUGGGCGUGCGAGAGCGGCGAGCACAUGCCCGAUAAGAAAAAGUACGUGGAAGAGAUGGUGCGCGUGUUGAAGCCCGGAGGCACGCUCGUGAUCGCGACGUGGUGCCAGCGACACACACCGCCGGCGCUCACAAAGGAGGAAAAGUCCAAGCUGCAGUUCCUUUACGACGAGUGGGCGCAUCCGUACUUCAUCUCCAUCCAAGACUAUUGCGAGUUAGCCGAAGGCACGGGCGCGAUGAAGAACGUCGAUGGCGACGAUUGGACCAAGCAGACGAUUGUGAGCUGGAGACACUCGAUCUGGGCGGGCGUGUACGAUCCGUUGCCCGUAUUCACGCGUCCGAAGAUUUGGUACAAGACUCUUCGCGACAUCAUUUGUCUCGAACGCAUGCGCCGAGCGUUCGGGGAAGAACUCAUGCAAUACGGCAUGAUUCGCGGGGUGAAA
Ostreococcus lucimarinus CCE9901 is the source of this 885-nucleotide messenger RNA. RefSeq lists its product with no specific name. Gene Ontology annotation, molecular function: methyltransferase activity. NCBI's taxonomy places the organism in Eukaryota, Viridiplantae, Chlorophyta, Mamiellophyceae, Mamiellales, Bathycoccaceae. Gene Ontology annotation, biological process: methylation. The transcript has a single exon. The annotation marks the transcript as partial. The record is from RefSeq and is a predicted model, not a curated record.